UUUUUGUGUUCCCCCUAAAUGAGCGAGGAACCGCCUGCGCGAGGAACAAACCAAGGCGAGGUCUCAUCUCUCGCGAGGAACGACGCCGUUAUCGGAAUCCCUACAAACAACACGAGAAUUCAACAUCCACACGUUGUGAACAAUGUCUGAACAAGAGUUGGAUGAAAUUGUGCAAAUAACUGUGGAGGACUUUAACCCGGAUGACCGGACAGACAUGUUGGACAAUCAUGAAGACGAUGAUGAAAGGCUUCAGAAGAAGAAAAGAAAAUUAAGUAUCAGCCAAGAGAAUAACAAUAACAAUAACAAUAACCAAGACAUAUUUUUUAUUAAGAAUCUGUUGGUCUCAUUUACCGCAUCAAUCAGCCAGCGACUGGAAGGAAUUGAAUCAAGGUUAUAUUCCCUCGAUGCUACAUGCAAAGCCCUUGGACGCAAACUAGACAACAUGUUGCCAUGUGCAAAGAGUCCCAUCCAGGUUCCUAUGGUGGCAGGGUCUCCUCAGGGGGCCACUCAAACUUGGAACAAAGUGCGAUGUGUGGUUCCACAAACAAAUGUGAUAGUGAGCAGUGAACACCCGAAAGGCACGAACGAUGAAGACAACCCUUUGGAAAAUCUGCUAAGCAAUACGGUGACAAGGAAGCGUCAAAACACAAUCAUGGUGAAGGUGCCGGCCCCCGACGAGAGUCAGGAGGAGCAAGACAGCUGCUCAGAUGCCAGUGACACCGUUUCUAAUGGGGGCCAGUCCAGCAACGCACAAAAUGGUCAAAAUGUUACACUCAUCACACUCAAUUCAGAAGACGAUUACCCCGUGGGCACCUGGUUGGGAGACGAAAACAACACCGAGAUGCGAGUUCGUUGCCCAGUCUCUGCGGCGGACAUGCUCCACAUCACCACAAACUGCCGCACAGCGGAGAAGAUGGCACUGACUCUGUUAGACUACCUGUUCCACCGAGAGGUCCAGGCCUUGUCCAACCUCUCUGGUCAGGGCAAACACGGCAAGAAGCAGCUGGACCCGCUCAUGAUUUAUGGCAUUCGCUGCCACUUGUUCCACAAAUUUCGCAUCACUGAGUCAGACUGGUACCGCAUCAAGCAAAGCAUUGACUCGAAGUGUCGCACAGCCUGGAGACGCAAGCAGCGUGGCCAAAGUCUGGCUGUCAAGAGCUUCUCCAAACGAACGCCUCGUGGUACAUCUGGAGAGGGAGGCACGGCAGAAGAAACGGGCCACAUCGAGGCCGCCACCCAGCAGACAUUGCACUACACGCUGGCCAAUCAACAGGUCCAGUUCCACCGUAUCGGGGAAGAUGGACAAGUUCAGGUGAUUCCUCAGGGUCAGCUGCACAUCGCCCAGGUGCCGCAAGGAGAGGAGGUGCAGAUCACACAGGACAGCGAGGGAAAUCUCCAGAUCCACCAGGUACACGUUGGUCAGGAUGGACAGUCCUGUAAUGGUGCUCAACAGUGUCGUGUAUGAACCAACCAUGUGGCAACUAUUGAUAACAAAUCAAGACUUCAUAUCUAUAGAGGUAAGUAUAUUCUACUAGAAAGACUGACAUGUAUCCCCGAGUAAACUUCCGUGAAGUUGUUGGAUGUUUCUUGAGGGCAGAUUUAGCCUUAAAUCGUUUUCGGCUGAGUCAUACUUAAACAUCGAGCAUGACAGUUAUCCACCCAAACAGAGGCGAGGAGUUGCUCUGACCCGGCCAGUCGUGGGACAGGAUGCGGAUCCGAGAAGUUCCUGUGUAAUCGCCGCGAAGAUCUCACACACCGUUCCAACUCUUUAAAUGCUCGCCUGAGCCUCCGUGCGCUGCUCCCCACAGCUGAGAAUGCAAAAAAACACUUGCAAAUGGAGGUUGAGAAUCUAAUUGAGCCAGACAAGUGUUUUUAGCAUCUCAAGUAUCAAACGUCCAAUCUCGUGAGCUGCGCUGAAGUGGACACUCGCGGUACAGACACGUGAUGGUGCUUGGGUUUCUUCCGCCUGUGCGUUCACAUGCGCGCGCCAGGCAGGCUGAUCCCCGCCGAGAGAGCAGCGUGAUGAAGUGCCGCGGACGAGGAUGGACGUCUACCAUGACGAAACGCUGGCAACACAUUUGCUUUCUCACUGUCCUCAAUGAGGUGACUGAUGGAGCUCAUUUAAAAAAAAAAUGUAAUGGAUUUUUGGGAUGAUCCUUACUUGAAGUAUGAACAAUAGAGUAACAUUUUGGGAAAUAGGUGCAGCGUAGCUUGGAACGAGCCAUGGUAGCGGUUUCCGUCUGCUCCGCGUCUUCGUGCCAGCUGACUGCUGGCUCCAGCUCUGGAACCAGUGCACAUGCACACGAGUGCUAUCGAUCUUCUCUUCUAACGCUCUGGAAGAAGCAAAAGUAUAUUGAUCGAUAGUCUUUCACUACCUGAUUAGUGUUUGAACUAACCCUGCAGGCUAAUGCUCUAAUUGAUCAGGAAUGUUUUAAUAGCUCCUCAGACACUGAUUCCUUUGAACCAAACAGUCUACUGCUAUCUUAAGAGUCUCGCUCACUCCGCCUCGUCCAUGUCUGUGCUGGACUCGUCCUGGUUUUCUCAGGAGUUGAGUCAGUCAGACUUCUAACACACUAAUAGCCUCCAUCGGGACGCCCAGGCCUGGCACAUUCUGGCACAUUCUGGCUAAGAGGCAGCAGAUUUUUUAUGGUGAAACCGGCUGUCUCUUAGAUGACAAUGAGAGUCUGCGGGUUUAGCUUCUCAUUCAAUGAGAGGAUGGGUCCAAACUUUUUAUCAUAUCAACAACUUAUAUCAUUAAUUCAUUUAAUUUAUUUAUCAAAAAAGGAUGGAUUACUAAAGUUGGAACUACUGCAAAAAUCUUAAUUUAUCAACAUUGUGUAUGUUUUUAGUAUAUAGGGAGGAAAAUGUUUUGUAUGUAUGUAAUUUGAGGAAUAUCAAAGAUCACUUCAUAAUUCCUAACAAAUUCCUAAAUUAAUUCUAAAUGAGCAUUUUAUAAGAAAGAUUUCCCUGUUUUCCUGCUGCAUGUUUGCAGUGGCAGUCCAUCUAUAGGAACAGACUAUAGAGUACUGUGUUAGCAUUUCUCUGUGAUCAGUGCGUCAGAAGCGUCGGGUUCCCCCGCGAAGGCUCGCCCUCCAUUCCUCAAUGACUUUAAUUGAAUGAAAAUAUCAUGUAUAUCAUGUUAUGGAGCCUAGGAAAAACAGAACUCUUAAAAAAUACAAUUGAUUUGAAUGGGGCCAUAAAGUUCCUCUCCAGCUCAACGUAUACACUGAGGUCGGGAUGGGAAGCAGUGCGAACAGCAGAACCGAAAUGUUUAUUUACGCCACGCUGAUGCCUCUUUCCUUACCACAAAGUUACUUGUUUCUGAGGCACUGUGAUUGUAAACCAUGACGGCUGUAAUCAAUAAAAGAACAUAAACACAUCAGAUGGGACAUAAAUUAGUCUUCCUGCUGUUUGUUUUCAUUUUGUAGUUUCCAGUGAUGUGUGCGGUAGACUAUUGCAGAUUGUUGCUUUUUGAACUCCUCGUACAACACGAGCAGCGAGAGCGAGGUUGAUUAAAUGAUGGUCGUUUCGAGAGUGGAGUGAAAACGUCUGCCGCGGUUGUUUCCUCUUAUCUC
Messenger RNA from Gasterosteus aculeatus aculeatus (three-spined stickleback), 3575 nucleotides. Its product is annotated as protein BANP. Gene Ontology annotation, molecular function: DNA binding. The record is from RefSeq and is a predicted model, not a curated record. Lineage: Eukaryota; Metazoa; Chordata; Actinopteri; Perciformes; Gasterosteidae. Gene Ontology annotation, biological process: negative regulation of protein catabolic process; protein localization to nucleus.